This is a messenger RNA of Seriola dumerili (greater amberjack), 810 nucleotides long. RefSeq names its product mesoderm posterior protein 2-like (gene mespba). Gene Ontology annotation, molecular function: DNA-binding transcription factor activity, RNA polymerase II-specific; RNA polymerase II cis-regulatory region sequence-specific DNA binding; protein dimerization activity. NCBI's taxonomy places the organism in Eukaryota, Metazoa, Chordata, Actinopteri, Carangiformes, Carangidae. The transcript has 2 exons. Gene Ontology annotation, cellular component: nucleus. Bases 1 to 810 code for a protein of 269 amino acids. The record is from RefSeq and is a predicted model, not a curated record. Gene Ontology annotation, biological process: regulation of transcription by RNA polymerase II; mesoderm formation; heart morphogenesis.
AUGGAUACCUCUUCGGUCCCUCUGCUCAACUACGGCCUGCAGUACCAGUGGUGCUCAGACUCAGACCUCUCCAGCAUCUCCUCUUCAGAGACCCUCUCCCCUUUCCACUCUAUGGACUCCAGCCUGUCUCCUUCCUACCAGCAGCCUCCACAGUCCACCCCUAAGGCAGCGAAAACUGGAUAUUCCCAGAGCCUCAAAUCCUCCACCUUCUCCCUGUCUGGACGUGGCCGGAAGUCGGGCCGAGCCAACCGGAUCCGCAGCAAACAGAGGGAGAGCGCCAGCGAGAAGGAGAAGCUGAGGAUGAGGGAUCUGACCAAGGCUCUGCAUCACCUCAGGUCCUACCUCCCGCCCUCGGUUGCCCCCGCCGGACAGACUCUGACAAAGAUUGAAACCCUCCGCCUCACUAUCCGCUACAUCUCCUACUUGUCGGCCCAGCUGGGCCUCAGCGAGGAGGUGCUGUUUCAGCGAAGGGAACAAGGAGACACCUCGGCAAGCGACACCUCCUCGCCUGACAUCCUCAGCUACUUCCAGCACGGCUCCAUGGGAGGUCAGGAGGCCCAGCUCCAGAACCAGAACCUCAACCUCAACCAAAGCCUGUACCAAGCCCAGUGUCACAGCCAGAACACCAUGCUGCACUCUGGGAGCUGUAGUUUUGGAGUGGAUCAGUACAAUAAACAGUACGGUGAAGCUCCUCAGGGAGACAUCAACAUGGAUACCAUCAUGCAGUCAGCUCCAACAACACAGCCCUCCUGUCAGAUGUGUGGCAAAGACUUCUGCAUCCCGCUGGUUCCCAGAGAGUAUUGGGGCUAA